ACCCUCAGAAAUUUUUCAUUUUCACUGUCUUGAAAAAUUAACUAACCACCAAACUAUCAGUAACUACCUAACUUACCCAAAGCAGUAAUAAUACCCACCCAUUAUGAAAGCUUCGUUGACACUUUUAAAGAGGUCAGUCUGGAAGGGCCCUCACGUGGUACCCUUGCCAAUAGCCGAUGCCAUCAAAAAUAAAACAGCCAUAAGAACUAAUGCCAGAAGUUGUACAAUCUUACCACAAUUUGUGGGCGUAAGAUUCCAAAUACAUAAUGGGAAGGAGUACGUUGAAGUGGAAAUAACAGAUAAUAUGGUAGGAUCCAAGUUGGGAGAGUAUGCACAAACCAGAAAGAGAUUUAUGUAUAAAUACUCGAAGAAUUAGGGUGGUGUAUCAUAUCAUUAAUAUGGGUCUAGUACCCUAGCCUAGCCUAGCUUAUCCUAGCCUAGCCUAGCUUAUCCUAGCCUAGCCUAGCUUAUCCUAGCCUAGCCU
Molecule: messenger RNA, 484 nt
Organism: Scheffersomyces amazonensis
Lineage: Eukaryota; Fungi; Ascomycota; Pichiomycetes; Serinales; Debaryomycetaceae
Product: mitochondrial 37S ribosomal protein uS19m
Exons: 1
Coding region: 104-376 (90 amino acids)
Biological process (GO): ribosomal small subunit assembly; translation
Cellular component (GO): ribosome; cytosolic small ribosomal subunit; mitochondrial small ribosomal subunit
Molecular function (GO): RNA binding; structural constituent of ribosome
Source: RefSeq, a predicted model, not a curated record